This is a messenger RNA of Phycodurus eques (leafy seadragon), 8537 nucleotides long. RefSeq names its product ATP-binding cassette, sub-family A (ABC1), member 4a (gene abca4a). Gene Ontology annotation, biological process: lipid transport; transmembrane transport. Gene Ontology annotation, cellular component: intracellular membrane-bounded organelle; membrane. The record is from RefSeq and is a predicted model, not a curated record. Gene Ontology annotation, molecular function: lipid carrier activity; ATP hydrolysis activity; ATP binding. The coding region runs from base 206 to 7165 and encodes 2319 amino acids. NCBI's taxonomy places the organism in Eukaryota, Metazoa, Chordata, Actinopteri, Syngnathiformes, Syngnathidae. The transcript has 51 exons.
UGUUGUCCGUCUACCCGCGCUGAGAAAGGAGAUUAAAUCAAUCUUCUUAACUAUUCACAAGGUCUACAAAUUAGCUGUGUUAGCAAUCCUGUAGCACACUGUGGAAUAUGUGGUGAUAUGUGGUGUUCAAUAGAAAUCAAUCACCAGGGCAAGUUUUCGUCAAAGGCUUGUCUGCUAUUGCAAGCCCCUUUGAAACAGAGGAGCCAUGGGGGCAGGAACGCAGGUCAGACUCCUGCUGUGGAAGAACUGGACCGUCCGUAGGAGGCAGCGGGUGCGUUUCUUCAUGGAAAUCAUAUGGCCUAUUAUUUUGUUCGUGGGGCUCGUGUGGCUACGACGAGUGAAUCCACUUUACCGUCAGCACGGAUGCCACUUUCCCAACAAGGCCAUGCCCUCUGCAGGGGUCUUACCAUGGAUCCAGGGAAUCUUCUGUAAUGCCAACAACCCUUGUUUCCAGUACCCCACCCGUGGUGAAUCACCUGGCUUGGUGUCCAACUACAACAACUCAAUAUUGGCUCGCUUCUACUCGGAUGCCCAGGAGCUCCUUUUUAGUGAUCCAAAGCUUUUACCCGUGGGACAACUUUGGACUGAAGUGAAAGCUAUGAGUGACUUCAUGGACACGUUGCGUACCCGUCCUGAUAAAGUCUCAGGCAGAGGACUACAGGUUGAGACAAUCCUGAAGGAUGAUGAGACUCUGACGUCAUACCUUCUGAGAGAUGUUCCACUCACCGAAUCUGUGGUCAAUCACCUUGUCAGUGCCCAAAUCAGGCCCGAACAGUUUGCUUUUGGUGCUCCAAACAUUCAUUUAAAGGACAUCGCCUGCAGCUUGAACCUGUUAGAGCGAUUCCUCAUUUUCCCGAGCCACAGGGGACUACUCGCCGUCCACAACGCUAUGUGUAUCCUCACCGUUCAGCGGCUGCAGAUCAUCGAGGACAAGUUCUAUGCCAACAUCGACUUUUUCAAGCUCUUCCGAGUGCUUCCUCGAAUUUUGGACAGUAACUCAGAAGGCAUGAACAUUCACUUUUGGGUCCAGGCGGUGUCCGCCGCUUCGGACAAACUGCAAGAGUUGUUCCAGCGAAGCAGCAGCCGGGAGCUCUUCCAGGUCAUGACUCCUCUCUUCCAGAGCGAUCUGUCCUUCAGGCAGGUGAUGGCUGCCGCUUCCAGCCUCGUGUGCGGCUACACUGAGGGGGCUUUCUCCAGAGUGGCCUCCUUUAACUGGUACGAGGACAACAACUACAAAGCUUUUCUUGGCAUCAGCAGUGGCAGAAGACAGGGCCAGCAUACUUAUGACAACAGCACCACUCCUUUUUGCAAUAAUAUGAUGAAUGAACUGGAAUCCAACCCUGCCACCAGGAUCGUGUGGCACUCCCUGAAGCCCAUGUUGAUGGGAAAGAUCCUGUAUGCCCCCGACUCACCUGCUGUCAGAAUGAUCGUAAGAAAUGCCAACAGUACAUUUGAAGAGCUUCAAAGGCUGAAGACGAUGGGGAAGGCUUGGGAGGAAGUGGCUCCACAGAUUUGGGCUUUCUUCCAAGAUGGAGUGCAAGUCAAAAUGAUACGGGACACUUUCCGGAAUCCGUCAGUGAUGGAUUUUAUUGACCGGAGUCUUGAGGAGGCUCCGUUCUCCACCAAACACAUCCUCAACUUCCUACACAACAGUCAGCCAGAGGACCGGCUUGACAGCAUGCCUGAUUUUGAUUGGCGGGAUGUUUUCAACCUCACUGACCGUGUCAUUCGGAUGCUCAAUCAAUAUGGAGAUUGUGUAAUCCUGGAUAAAUUUGUGGUCCUACCUAACGAGGACACCGUAACCUAUCGGGCCUUGGACCUGCUCGAGGAUGGCAAGUUUUGGGCAGGUCUCAUCUUUGCUGAUAUGCACCCUUGGACCGCAAAAGUCCCACCUCAUGUAAAGUUCAAGAUUCGUAUGGAUAUUGAUGCUGUGGAGCGUACCAAUAAAGUCAAAGAUAGGUAUUGGGAUCCGGGCCCCAGAGCAGAUCCUAUGGAUGACCUGCGCUAUGUUUGGGGGGGAUUUGCUUAUCUUCAGGACAUAAUAGAACAUGGGAUCAUUCGGACUCAGACGGGGAAAGAGUGGCCGUUGGGUGUUUACCUGCAACAGAUGCCCUACCCUUGUUAUGUGGAUGAUCUCUUCAUGCUCACACUGAACCGCUGCUUUCCCAUCUUCAUGGUUCUGGCUUGGGUCUACUCUGUGUCCAUGAUAGUCAAAAGUAUUGUUCUGGAAAAGGAACUCCGUCUCAAGGAGACGCUCAAGGUGAUGGGGGUCUCGAAUGGUGUCAUCUGGUCCACUUGGUUUAUUGACAGCUUCCUCGUGAUGGGUACCAGCACUGCUCUUCUUACAGUCAUCAUCAUGGGAGGGAGUGUACUGAACUACAGCAACCCCCUCAUCCUCUUCCUCUUUCUGCUCACCUUCACCACGGCCACCAUCAUGCAAUGCUUCCUCCUCAGCGUCUUCUUCAACCAGGCCAACUUGGCAGCAGCCUGCUGUGGAAUCAUUUAUUUCGCCUUGUAUCUUCCGCACCUCUUCUGCUUCGCUUGGCAAGAUCGCAUCACCAAAGACAUGAAGAUCCUGGUGAGUCUGAUGUCCCAAGUUGCUUUUGGUUUUGGGACAGAGUACCUAUCCCGUUAUGAGGAGCAAGGUCAGGGUCUGCAGUGGGACAACAUCCAGACCAGUCCUCUGGAGGGGGACGAGUUCUCAUUCCUCACCUCUAUCUGCAUGAUGGGCCUGGACACUGUCCUAUAUGCUGUACUUGCCUGGUACCUUGACAACAUCUUCCCUGGUCAGUAUGGAAUUGGCAGACCAGUUUAUUUCCCCUUCAUGCCCUGUUAUUGGCUCAACACUGUCACUCCAGCUUCAGACAACAAGAAACAUGAGCUGUCCAAAAAAGGCUUUGAUAACCUAGCAUUCAAGGACCAACGGGGCCCACAGAAAAAAGAGGAACAGGAAAACCAGGACAAUCAAAAAAAUGCAGGAACAACUAGCACAUAUGAACAAGAAGACCAGAGAGAUGCGGCGGGGCCGGAGAACCAGGAGACAAAUGGGCAGGCAUUCUUUGAGGCAGAACCAGCUGACCUGGUGAGGGGCGUUUGUAUCCAGAACCUGGUAAAAGUAUUCGGCAGUAGCUCUAGGCCUGCUGUGAAUGGCCUCACCCUCAGCUUCUACGAGAACCAGAUCACUGCCUUUCUUGGGCACAAUGGGGCCGGCAAGACCACCACUAUGUCCAUCUUGACUGGUAUGUUCCCUCCCACUUCAGGCACAGCUUCCAUUUACGGAAAAGACAUCCGCACGGACAUGGACGCCAUUCGUCUGACUUUGGGAAUGUGCCCAGAGCAUAACACUCUUUUUCAAUAUAUGACUGUUGCUGAGCAUAUCCUCUUCCACUCCAUGCUGAAAGGCCGUGCCAUAGCGGAGGCUGAAGAGGAGAUGGAGAAUAUGCUCCAAGAUCUAGGUCUACCACACAAAAGAGAUGAAUUGACACAAAAUCUCUCAGGUGGCAUGCAGAGGAAGCUAUCAGUCGCAUUGGCAUUUGUUGGCGGUGCAAAGGUGGUGUUCUUAGAUGAACCCACUUCUGGGGUGGAUCCUUACUCCAGACGCUCCAUUUGGGAUCUGUUGCUCAAAUACCGUGCAGGUUGUACAGUGAUCAUGUCCACCCACCACAUGGAUGAGGCGGACCUGCUGAGUGACCGGGUCGCUAUCAUCUCUCAGGGGCGUCUCUACUGCUGCGGCUCCCCAAUCUUUCUUAAGAAUUGCUUUGGCGCCGGCUUCUACCUCACUCUUGUUCGGAGAAUAAAAUACAGCACUCCAAAGAUGCGUGAACCUGGAGCUGAUGGUGAUGUCUGCACAGAAAACCGCUCCUGUAAGUGCUCCAAGUGUUUGAAGUUUAAAGCAAACCAAGAGGAGGUUGAGGCUCCAGACAGACAAAUGGAUGGUAACAUCGAACGCAUCACAGCCCUGGUGCAUCAUCACGUGCCGCAGGCUCGCCUGAUUGAGGCUAUUGGCCAAGAGAUGACCUACCUGCUUCCCAGUCAUGACUUCCAACCGAGGGCCUACGCCAGCCUCUUCAGGGAGUUGGAGGAAACCCUGGAGGACAUCGGCCUCAGCAGCUUUGGUGUGUCUGACACGUCGUUGGAAGAGAUUUUCUUAAAAGUCACUGCUGAUGGCUAUGCAUGCAACAAAAAAUGCAUUCAAGAAAAUAAAUCAUUGCAGCAGAUUUCUCGAGCUAGUCUCUGUGGAUUCAACAGAGUGACGAUUGCAAUGGAGCCACCUAAAGACUCAGAUGAGCCUUCGGACAUCCCGUGUGAUGGUCCAGAAGGUAACGCGGGCCGGGGGUCCUAUCAGGUCAGAGGUCUGUGUCUUGCCUUCAAACAGUUCUUUGCACUGUUGAUCAAGAGGUUGCACCACACCACCCGCUCCUGCAAAGACUUCUUUGCUCAGAUUGUUUUACCAGCAAGUUUUGUUUUCCUGGCACUGACAUUCACGUUAAUCGUUCCACCGUUUGGGGAAUAUCCAAGCAUGACUCUAAGUCCUUGGAUGUAUGGCCGACAGUACACCUUCUUCAGUAAUGAACUCCCUUUGGAUGCCCAGAUGAGACAUUUUGGUGAAGUGUUGCUGGACAGGCCAGGUUUUGGGACACGCUGUAUGGCGGAUGAACCGCUGGCAGAUUUCCCAUGUAAUAAUAUCACCACAGAGUGGGAGAUGCUCCUGGUUAACCCCUCAGUGAUCGAAAUGCUGGCUGACCCGAAGUGGAACUCCUUCAGACCGUCUCCAGACUGUCAGUGCAGCACAGACAGGAAACUCACCAUGCUGCCCACAUGCCCUGAAGGAGCCGGGGGUCUUCCACCUCCACAGAGAAUUCAGUCAACAGGAGAUGUUCUCAUGGAUUUGACUGGUAGGAACAUCUCAGACUACCUGGUGAAAACGUACCCCACUCUCAUCAGAACUAGCUUAAAGAGCAAAUAUUGGGUGAAUGAACAAAGGUAUGGAGGAAUAUCAGUCGGAGGCCAGCUUCCUGUUUUAGAGCUGCAGCCAAAGUUCAUCCAGGAUUCAGCAGCCCAACUGGGACAAAUGCUUAAUGUUACUGGGGGCGACCACUGUAAACAAACACUGAGGGAAAUAGGUACAUUCCUCAGGUACAUGGAGACGCAGAACAAUGUUAAGGUAUGGUACAACAACAAGGGCUGGCAUGCCAUGGUGUCUUUCAUGAACGUGGCCAACAAUGCCAUCCUGCGUGCAAACCUGCCGAAAGGAACUAACCUGGAUCAAUACGGAAUCACGGCCAUCAACCACCCUCUGAACCUCACCAAAGAACAACUCUCGGAAAUCACUGUCUUGAACACGUCGGUGGAUGCAGUGGUAGCCAUUUGCGUGAUCUUCGCCAUGUCUUUUGUUCCAGCUAGCUUCGUCCUCUAUCUCAUUCAGGAAAGGGUCACCCAGGCCAAACAUCUACAGUUUGUCAGUGGUGUCAGCCCUCUGAUCUACUGGAUGGCCAACUUUCUCUGGGACAUGGUGAAUUACUCUAUCAGUGCAUUGAUGGUGGUGCAGAUUUUCGUCUUUUUUGAUAAGAAGUGCUACACCUCAUCAACCAAUCUGCAACCACUCAUUGCACUACUUAUGCUUUAUGGCUGGUCCGUCACCCCCAUGAUGUACCCAAUGUCCUACAUGUUCAGCGUCCCCAGCACAGCCUAUGUGUCUCUGUCAUGUAUCAACCUCUUCAUAGGCAUCAACAGCAGCGCUAUCACCUUCAUCCUGGACCUUUUUGAAGGAACCAGUGCUUUGUACAAGUUCAACCAGCUGUUGAAGACUGUGCUGCUCAUCUUUCCCCAUUACUGUCUGGGUAGAGGCCUCAUAGACAUGGCCAUCAACCAGGCCGUGACUGACAUCUUCACUCGCUUUGGUGAGGAUCACAGUCCAGACCCCUACAACUGGGACUUCAUUGGGAAGAAUCUGUUCUGCAUGGCAGUUGAGGGAUUCGUCUAUUUCAUCUUUAACAUUUUCUGUCAGUAUCGCUUCUUCCUGGAUCACUGGAUACCCGAUGGCCCAAAGCCUUCUAUUCUGGAUGAAGACUUGGAUGUGGCUGAGGAAAGAGAGAGGAUCUACAAAAGCAGGAAAACAAAUGACAUUUUACACGUAUGCAACCUUUCAAAGAUAUACACAGGAACCAUGACUCCCGCAGUGGAUCAAAUCUGUAUUGGUGUAUCACCAGGAGAGUGUUUUGGUCUCCUGGGGGUAAAUGGUGCUGGGAAGACCACCACAUUUAAAAUGUUAACUGGAGACAUUGAUGUCACCACAGGAGAUGCCUCAAUUGCUGGUCACAGCAUUUUGACCAACAUCCUGGACGUCCACCAGAACAUGGGAUACUGCCCACAGUUUGACGCCAUCGAUGAACUUCUGACAGGAAGAGAACACCUUCACCUCUAUGCUCGCCUCCGUGGGGUACCAGAAGCUGAGAUCAGCAGGAUUGCUGAGUGGGCCAUUCAAAAACUGGGUCUGUCCGAGUAUGCGGGUCAAAGUGCUGGUACCUACAGUGGAGGAAACCGCAGGAAACUAUCCACAGCCAUUGCCAUGAUUGGCUGCCCCGCUCUUGUGUUGCUGGAUGAACCCACAACAGGCAUGGACCCACUCUCAAGACGCUUCCUCUGGCGCUCCAUUGUGAGUGUGAUCCGGGACAGACGAGCCGUUGUUCUCACUUCGCACAGCAUGGAGGAAUGCGAGGCACUGUGCACACGUUUGGCCAUCAUGGUUAAUGGAUCUUUCAAAUGUCUGGGAACCAUUCAGCAAUUGAAAUACAAAUUUGGUGAUGGCUAUGUGGUGACCAUGAAGAUAAGGGCCUCCAAGGCAGGCGGCGCACCGGAUCUGAACCCGGCCGAAGCCUUCAUGGAGAGCACCUUCCCUGGCUGCAUCCAGAGAGAAAAACAUUACAACACCCUGCAAUACAAGAUUGCCUCAUCCUCCCUUGCAAGGAUCUUUCAGAUGGUUCUUGCUAACAAAGAAAAGCUCAACAUCGAGGACUAUUCUGUGUCACAGACCACGCUUGAUCAGGUGUUUGUGAAUUUUGCCAAGCAGCAGUCAAGAGAGGAUGAUGCGAUUGUUUUGCAUCCAAAAGCUGCAGGGGCCCGGCAAGGCGAUCAUGGCAGUCCAAUUAAGAGAUUAAGGAAAUGAAAACUUUUAUUAUUUUCUUCAUUUCAGGGGGCUGCCAUAAUUGAUGAACUUUGCAUCCGAAGAUGGUGAUUUGGAAUACUCAAAAUCUGUCAGCAGAGCCUCAGGACGUUGUUCUCUUUAAGGGUGCAUUUACAGCUAUAGUUCAUUUCACCGGUCCGAAUUUUUUUUUACUUUUGUAAACCUCCACAUGGCAAACAAGCCAAGCAAACCCAAACAAACUACACAAGAUCACUCUAAUCUCUUACUGGUCACAAGACUAAACAGGAGGAAAUGUAUGGAGUUCUGAGUGAAACAAGCAUAUCUCUAUAAGAAGCCGGUACACCAGUAAAACUGCUAUAGAAUUAGUUUUUCCUCAUUGUAUUACCUUGCAUUGAAGGAAUCUUGAGGACAAGGUGACCCUUAAGCCUGGUUUUGACUAAGCAGUAUGUACAGUUUAGUUCAUUUUGUUUAUGUGUCUGUUCUUUAUAGUUGGUAAAAGUAUCAUUACUGCUAAUUCUAACUGCCGCAAUUUUGGCACCGUACUAUAGAGUACGAAUCACAACUGUACCGCAUCACAUCUCGCUUGUAAAAUGCAGUUUGCCAGUGAGGCAAACCUUAAAAUGCCUUUCGUUGCAUUGCUUCACACGUUCAGCUUUACGUUACCUUUUUGGUAGUUACAAUUAAUUGAAGAACGUAGCAAUAAUGUGCCUACAAUUAGACGCUCUUUUGCUCACCUUAUAGGCCUUGCGAGCUAAAAACAGCUCUAGAUUCAGGACAAUGACCAUGACUGAGUAAUAACAUGUCAGUGAGAGGGAGCUUUUUAAAGGAUGCAUUGGUCCUGUGUAUGUAAUGUAUCAACUUCUGAUGCCGAGCCUGACCAAUUUUUCUUUUUUUUUUUUUGGCCUUCCUGAAAUAAGCACUUGUGGCAUAUAGAGAAUUCUUAGCACUUUAUUGACGCAUUAUUCACUGAAGCUUUUUUUACAGAGAGGUUGGCAAUCUGUAGAAACAAAUUCAAAUAAACGUGCAGAAACUAAUUGUUUCAUUAAUCUUGCUGCUAUUCGGGACUUCUCAACACAAUAGUUUUGUGUGCUGUGUCAUACAUGUGACUUUGGUAAACACUCACAAGCAGAAACACAUGCAAUGUUUUGAACCUUGUCACGAUACUGUGCAUUCGCCCUUAUUGAAACCCUUCUACCGCAGCAAUAAAUCCGACAUGUCACGGGACAAGCUCACAAAUCCAUGAUUUAUAAGCCCACUGUUCUCAACUUUGUUUCUAAAGCAUUGGACUGAAUAUCACAAGUCAUACUACAAAUAUGACUACUGCAGAGUCAACUUGUACGUCACCAUAUGCUGUAAAUAGAAAAGGUACUAAUAAAGGUGAGGGUAAAAGUGA